AUGUCGACGGACGUUUCAACUACUGGUGUAGAAAUUGACCACCUUAAACACGAGAUUGAACCUAAAGUAGCCGAAAAAAAAGUGACUACUAGUGGUGUAAAAUCGUUCCUUGCGGGAGGGUUUGGAGGAAUAUCAGCUGUACUCGUUGGGCAUCCAUUUGACUUGGUCAAGGUACGAUUACAAACUGCACCUGAAGGGACCUACAAUGGUACGGUUGAUGUUGUAAAAAAAACGAUCGCAAAGGAUGGACUACGUGGUUUAUAUCGUGGUAUGGGACCUCCACUAGCUGGUAUAACACCGAUUUUCGCAAUAAGUUUUUGGUCUUAUAACCUUAGUAAACAAAUUGUGUACGCACUUACACCAAAUCGCAAAUCACAAGAGCUCAGUAUAUUGGAAUAUACGAUUGCCGGUGGUUUAUCCGCGGGUCCAACCACAUUAGUAAUGGCACCAGUUGAAAGGAUUAAAGUGAUAUUACAAAUUCAAGGUCAAGGUGGUGAAGUUAAAUAUAAAGGACCACUCGAUGUAAUACGUCAUCUUUAUAAGGAAGGUGGUUUACGUAGUAUUUUUCGCGGAACUGGCGCUACGUUGCUCCGAGAUGGUCCAGGAUCAGCUGCCUAUUUCGGAGCUUAUGAGCUUACAAAAAGACUUUUAACACCUCCUGACUCAACAUUGAAUCCUGCUGCGGUCUUAUUUGCUGGUGGUAUGGCUGGUGUUGCAAUGUGGACAAUUGCUAUUCCACCAGAUGUUAUUAAGUCGCGUCUUCAGUCUGCUCCUUCUGGUCAAUAUAAAGGCUCUAUGGAUGUGUUACGUCACUUGCUUAAGACGGAUGGACCAUCCGCUUUAUUUAAGGGUAUUGGUCCUGCGUUAUUAAGAGCUUUCCCUGCAAAUGCCGCGGCUUUUAUGGGAUACGAAGCUAGCUUAAAAAUGAUGAAUGCAUUAUGGUAG
Messenger RNA from Dentiscutata heterogama, 945 nucleotides. The record is from the annotation of a GenBank genome assembly. Lineage: Eukaryota; Fungi; Glomeromycota; Glomeromycetes; Diversisporales; Gigasporaceae.